GUUGAGUGAACAUCUCCUUCUUUGCUCUGUGCUGCGCUUCUCCCGUGGACAAUCCGAAUCCGAACUAUAUUCGACGCUUCUCCUCAGUGUUUUGGUUUGGAUCCUCUCGUGUUCUGUUGUUUUUUCUCUCCUCCAUCUUCGUCGGCGGAUUCUCCCGCCUUGCCAUUUCUGGCAUCGGUAGCCUUCUCCUUCUUUUAUUUUAACGGACGAAGAAUUCGGUUGCCGGAGAUGAUGAAGUACGUUCUGGUGUCCGGCGGAGUCGUCAGCGGGCUCGGUAAAGGAGUCCUGGCAAGCAGUAUAGGCGUGGUUCUGAAGUCGUGCGGCUUGCGUGUGACGGCCAUCAAGAUAGAUCCAUACUUGAAUACUGAUGCUGGAACUAUGUCCCCUUUUGAGCAUGGAGAGGUGUUUGUUCUUGAUGAUGGUGGUGAGGUUGACCUUGAUCUAGGAAACUAUGAAAGGUUUCUAGAUGUCAAAUUGACUCGUGACAAUAAUAUAACAACUGGAAAGAUUUACCAGUCUGUCAUUGACAAGGAGAGAAGGGGCGAUUAUCUUGGAAAAACUGUUCAGGUUGUUCCUCACAUUACAGAUGCAAUUCAGGAGUGGAUAGAACGUGUUGCCAUGAUUCCCGUGGAUGGGGAGAAAGGACCUGCUGAUGUAUGUGUCAUAGAACUGGGUGGCACCAUUGGGGACAUUGAAUCGAUGCCUUUUGUGGAAGCUCUGCGUCAGUUAUCAAAUCGAGUCGGUUCUGGUAAUUUCUGUCUGGUCCAUGUCAGCCUUGUACCUGUUGUUAGUGCUGUUGGUGAACAGAAAACGAAGCCAACUCAGCAUAGUGUUCAAGAAUUAAGAGGAUUUGGAUUGGUUCCAAACAUUCUUGCUUGCCGCAGUUUUAAGCCAUUGGAAGGAAAUGUGAAGGAAAAACUCUCUCAGUUCUGCCAUAUUCCAGCUAAUAACAUCCUGACUAUUUAUGAUGUUUCCAACAUCUGGCACAUACCUUUACUACUAAGAGAUCAAAAGGCUCAUGAAGCAAUUCUGAAAGGGUUGAACCUUAUUGGUGAUGCUAAGAAGCCUGCUCUGGAGCAGUGGGCUGCAAGAGCUGAGAGAUGUGACGAGUUCUCCAGUCCGGUUAGAAUUGCCAUGGUUGGAAAAUACACGGGCCUUUCAGAUGCUUAUCUAUCUGUUCUGAAGGCGCUUUUACAUGCAUCUGUGGAGUGCUCAAGGAAAUUGGUUGUGGAGUGGAUUGCUGCAACAGAUCUUGAAGAUGCAACUGCCAGAAAGGCUCCUGAUGCUUACGAAGCUGCAUGGAAUGUGCUCAAGAAUGUAGAUGGUAUUCUUGUACCUGGAGGAUUUGGUGAUAGAGGUGUGCAAGGAAAAAUCCUUGCUGCCAAGUAUGCCCGUGAAAACCAAGUACCGUAUUUAGGUAUUUGCUUGGGAAUGCAGAUUGCAGUUGUUGAGUUUGCACGCUCGAUUCUUGGCUUGCAAGAUGCAAACAGCACGGAAUUUGAUCCAGACACAAAAUGUCCUUGUGUUAUCUUCAUGCCAGAGGGUUCAAAGACUCACUUGGGAGGCACCAUGCGUCUAGGUUCAAGGAGAACAUAUUUCCAGGUCGCUGACUGCAUUACUGCAAAAUUAUAUAAAAAUGCCAGAUAUGUUGAUGAAAGACAUCGACAUAGAUAUGAGGUCAAUCCUGACAUGAUCGACAAACUGGAAUGUGCGGGUCUUUCUUUUGUUGGCAAAGAUGAGAGUGGCAAACGCAUGGAAAUCAUUGAACUCCCAAGUCAUCCUUUCUUUGUUGGUGUACAAUUUCACCCUGAAUUUAAGUCAAGACCUGGGAAACCUUCUGCUGUUUUCUUAGGACUUAUACGAGCUGCCACUGGAGAGCUGUUUACGCAUGCACAACUACCAACUCAAAUCAACAACAUGGCCGCUAAAAGCAGCUUAAGCAACGGAAUGCAGGCAAAAAUCAAGGCAUUCAUGAAUGGCAGUGCAAAGAGUUCAUUAAAGACCAGCCUGUUCUCAAAUGCCAAUGGCAUUCGCACCUGAAAGGAAACUUCUGGAGGCUUGGCAGUAGCCUGCUUCUGUUCUUUUCAGAUGUUCUGUGAAGGGCUCUCCCCUUUUCCUGUACAGCCAGCGGAUUAAGGUUUUGGGACUUGCUGCCGCCUCCAGGUUUUUUAGACAAGGUUCGGCACUUAGGUAUUCUGGUCCCGGCAUUUGUUUUGAUUUUGUUGGGUGAUAAUUACUAGUGGGGAGCUCGAGCUGACGUGUGCUGCUUUGUGUGUCCCAAAAGAUGGAAGUUGAUAUAUUAGUUUGUGAACUGAAGACUUGGCCUGAUGAUCAACAUUGCUCAAGUUUUGCAUGGGGAAAUGCCCGCAAGCUGGCCUCGACCGUCCCAUCCAACUCUCAGCAUGGAUCAUGUGAACUGCAUCUGCGUUCUGACUGUCCGAGUAGAUCCAAGGCUGGAUGCUAGGAGCACUGAAAUUAUGUGCUGUUUUAUGAGCACAGCAGUGGCUCCAAAUUUUGGCCUAUUAAUUAGCCUAUUAGAUAAAUUUUGGCAUGUAAUUUUGGAUGCUUUCGUGUAUUAUUUAAACGUCAAUGUACUGGGACUGGAGCCUUACUUAAGAAGCUCCAUCUCCAACUACCUUUUUGCUAGUUUCUUUUUUAACUCA
Messenger RNA from Nymphaea colorata (pocket water lily), 2663 nucleotides. RefSeq lists its product as uncharacterized. The record is from RefSeq and is a predicted model, not a curated record. The transcript has 22 exons. Gene Ontology annotation, biological process: pyrimidine nucleobase biosynthetic process; CTP biosynthetic process. Bases 229 to 2040 code for a protein of 603 amino acids. Gene Ontology annotation, molecular function: identical protein binding; CTP synthase activity. NCBI's taxonomy places the organism in Eukaryota, Viridiplantae, Streptophyta, Magnoliopsida, Nymphaeales, Nymphaeaceae.